AUGGCAUUGAGCGAUCUCGUACUGGAUUUUUACGAGAUGACUAAUGCAAGUCGAGUUGAUAUGAGUGAUUUCGAAUUACUUCGUGUACUUGGCACAGGAGCUUAUGGAAAAGUUUUUCUUGUGCGGAAAAUAACCGGUGCCGAUUUAGGUAAAUUAUAUGCAAUGAAAGUUAUUAAGAAAGCGGCUAUUUUACAAAAAGCUAAAACAGCUGAACAUAUUAAAACCGAACGACAAGUUUUAGAAGCUAUUCGUCAGAUACCUUUUUUAGUAUCACUGCAUUAUGCAUUUCAAAGUGAUGCUAAACUUCAUCUAGUUAUGGGUAUAUUAUGUCAGUGGUGGAGAAUUGUUUACNCGUCUUCCUCUUUAACCAAUACGUCUAUACCUCCUCCAACUAUUACCAAUGGUGAAAAACGUCCAUUGACAUCACCUACUCAUCAUCCAUUAGCAUCAGUCAAUAAAAAAGCGAAGAGAUCAGGUACGAUAACUAUCGAUGAUUAG
Adineta ricciae is the source of this 498-nucleotide messenger RNA. The record is from the annotation of a GenBank genome assembly. NCBI's taxonomy places the organism in Eukaryota, Metazoa, Rotifera, Eurotatoria, Adinetida, Adinetidae.